Messenger RNA from Penicillium egyptiacum, 1215 nucleotides. NCBI's taxonomy places the organism in Eukaryota, Fungi, Ascomycota, Eurotiomycetes, Eurotiales, Aspergillaceae. The record is from the annotation of a GenBank genome assembly.
AUGGGUCCUCGAGUCAAAAGGCGCCGCCUGACGGAUCCAGAAGAUCUCAGUGACGAUAUCUGCCAACCUGCGUCCCGUCUAGAAAAAGACAGCUGGAAUGGAUUUUGCGAAAUCGAAUCAGAACCGGCCCUGUUUAAUGUGAUGCUACGUGAAUUUGGGGUCAAGGGCGUAAAGAUCCAAGAAGUCGUUUCUCUAGAUGAAGAAAUGAUGGCAUUCCUCAAUAAUCCUGUCUACGGCUUGAUUUUUCUCUUCCGCUGGCGUGAAGAUAAAGAUGGAAAGCAGGAAGCGACUUGCCCUGAUGGGCUGUGGUUCGCAAACCAGACCGCCAACAAUGCCUGUGCCAGCGUAGCACUACUAAACAUUGUCAACAACAUCCCAGAUAUUGAUCUGGGAGAGAAUCUACAGUCCUUCAAGGAAUUCACCAUGCCUUUCACCCCAGCCCUACGUGGGGAUGCAAUCAACAACUUUGAAUUUGUCAAAAGGAUACACAACUCAUAUGCACGAAAAAUGGACAUUCUCAAUUCAGAUCUACAGCUCAAGACUGAAGCUACCACUAGGAAAAAGGGAUCCAAGGGCCAGGCUAUUGAUGAAUCUGAUGGCACCUUCCAUUUCAUUGCAUUUAUGCCUGUGAUGGGCCAGCUGUGGAAGUUCGAUGGCCUGGAGCGGCAGCCACGAGCACUUGGGGAAUGUUCUGAAGACGACUGGCUGGGACUGGUCAAGCCCAAUCUUCUGGACCGAAUGGCUGCGUACGAAGAAGAGGAAAUUGAAUUCUCAAUUUUAGGACUCGUGCGGGACCCUCUGCCUGACCUCAUAAACGACUUGGCUAUCAACGUGAGAGCCUUGGAAAUUCUCAACCAGCGUGCCACAUCUCUGUGCCCAUCAUCAGAUACUCUCUCUUUGGAUGAAACUGUUCUUGGUCUUGACCCUUUCCUAUCUCUGACACGUGAAGAGAUCGAUACGGCAGUGAUCCCCCAGGGAACCCUCGAUGAUUACCAGACAUGUUCCGAUGAGAAGUUGCAGGAGUAUCAGCAAACGAUAAGUAGGAAUCAGCGAGAACUUCAUGCACGCAUUCGUGAAGAGCAGCAGUCCCAUCGAUCGGAUGACGAGUAUGCAGCCGGACGGCGGUUUGACUAUGGGCCAGCGGUACGGACAUGGCUUCGACGCUUGGCACAGAAGCAGCAACUGCAGGAGCUGUCCGCCCUCGUGGCCUACUGA